Lindgomyces ingoldianus is the source of this 2294-nucleotide messenger RNA. Its product is annotated as guanine nucleotide-binding protein-like protein alpha-3 subunit. Gene Ontology annotation, molecular function: G protein-coupled receptor binding; guanyl nucleotide binding; G-protein beta/gamma-subunit complex binding. Gene Ontology annotation, biological process: adenylate cyclase-activating G protein-coupled receptor signaling pathway. The record is from RefSeq and is a predicted model, not a curated record. Bases 114 to 1919 code for a protein of 601 amino acids. Lineage: Eukaryota; Fungi; Ascomycota; Dothideomycetes; Pleosporales; Lindgomycetaceae. Gene Ontology annotation, cellular component: heterotrimeric G-protein complex. The transcript is spliced from 2 exons.
CGCCAGGCCGCCGUCUCCGUGGCUAUGCACAACAUCACCUCCGUCUCCACCCCGCGAUACUUGUCUUCAACUCCACUUUUCGCGUUUUCUACUUCGUGGCGCUCAAUUGCGCAAUGUCCGCGACCAUGGCCGACGACAAGCGGGUGUUUGGCCUCAUGAACGCAGUGGCCACCAACAUUGACCGGCUUCGGCAGUCCAUCAGCGCACUGCGUCAGCUCCACGACCGUUGGAAGGACGGGAAUGGCACCUUCAUCAAUCUCAUUGCGCAACUCACAGCUCUCAAAUCGAAUCUUGGGGAGAUGCAGGACUGGAUGAAUUUUGCUAUCAACGACAUGCACUCGCAGUUGCUCAUGGACCUCAACGUGUUGAUGACCUCGUGUGGAAUGCUCGUGCGUAAUCUGGACGCGCUGACCGUGCAAUUGCGACUGCCGGAUUAUGACAACGCGGAUUGGGCCAUCAAGUUAAAAUUUGCUAUAGCAGGUAGAUCGAUGAAUCGAUUAAGGAAAGUUGCGAAGCGACAGACGGACGCUGUGAAUCUGCUUCUUGCGGCCUGCAAGUGCCAUACCACUGCACAACGCAAAAUCCUGCUACAUAAAAGUAGGCAGAUUAGGAAAGAGGAUGCUUCAUCGCUCAGUGCCCUGGUGCAAAGAUCCAAAUGGAACAGCAGGUGCAUUGACACGCUGACACGCAUCUCUCGGAUCAUCCAAUGGCUCCGAGUCCUCUUUUACUUACGGCUCUUCAAAGGUGAAGAGGAUCAGAUGCCUACUCAGCAAGACUACCUAGAUGCAGCCGCCGCAAUGCGUUCGGAAGCAAUUGAUCGCCGAUUAGAAGAAGACGCUACCACCCUUCGCCGGGAAACGAAGCUAGUUCUCAUCGGCAUGGCUAAUAGCGGGAAAGAGCUCAUUAUGCGACAAAUGAAAGUCCUUUACGCAGAAGGCUACCCCAGGGACGAGCGAAUAGAGUACCGGUUUGCAGUGCGCUCCACUGUUCGAGUCCUUAUGCAUGCCAUAAUCGAUCUUCUGAAAGACACAGGCGUCAAUCUGUCUGAAGACCUCAACCAGGACUUUGCUGUUCUGCUUCAAGAAGUAGAAACUAUAAAUGUUGGCUCAAUCACCCCAGCAGCCGUCCACGCACUCGAAAACAUAUGGCAGAGCGAUACAUUCUCUACUAUCUAUGUCAAGAACUUUGAAAUCGAUUUCCCGCAAUACGCAUCCUACUUUGCACACGAGAUUGAGAGGAUAUCCGACCGCGACUAUGUACCCUCUGAAGCAGACAUUAUCCGAUUGAACCAAUCUAUAGGUGGUAUUAAAGAACUACGAUUUUCAUGGGACGAAAUUGACGUGCACCUCUUCAAUAUUAACGGCUACAUUCCGGACCAGUUUAGAAGGCGAUGGCUGCACCAACUCGAAGGAGCCACCGCUCUAGUCUACACUGUUGACGUGAGCACCUACGACCGCGCAUUCUUCGGGCAACCCAACGAAAGCGCCCUUCUUGAUGACUUCGCGACCUUCGAAGCUUGGGUCAACUCUCCCAAAUUUGCCGGAUCCUCAAUAAUCCUCCUCCUCAACAACUUCACCCGCUUCAGAGAGAAACUCCAGCACUCACCACUUUCAACUUUCUUCCCGGAGUAUCAGCCAGGAACCGAUCCCGUGACCACAGCUCGACGAUACAUCCUCCGCCGUUUCAAGGAUGUUAAUAGAAGUAAGCUGAGCAUAUACUCUUUCUGGGUCGAUCUCGAUAUGGGCGAUAACCAGCAUCUAUAUGCAGCGCUGAAGAAGACUAUCACACAUAUCCAACAGCGGAAAGCGAGGAGUGAGGUAUGGGAGACAAGUACGGUUGGUAAAACAAGCACGGCUGGUAUUGCGAGCCCGGCGAGGAGUGGGACUGUUACUACCUUAGCAAGCUCCUCGAGGGGAUGAGUUAGCUUUAUUUGUUUCAAAUCUUUCUUUUAUACUGCAUUAUACCACUCUUUUUCUUGGGAAUUGGAUUUCGUUGGACUGUUGGCGUAUGAAUGACGAACGAAUGAGUAUUGCUUGGGUCUAGUGGAUGAGUCCUGCUGCAGCAAAUUUUGUCUGGAUCUAAAGUCUCCCUUUUAGUAAGGGUUGGUUUCGGUACGGUGGGUUGGGCUACUCAAAAGAGUUUUUGGAGUCGAAAUAUAGAGCCUUUUCCUAGAUCUUCAACCUAUCUUCCCUCUAGUACUUCGAGCAAAUCUAUUAGAUCGUCUUCUUAAACCCCCAUGGCCCUUCUGAUGUCUAUCAUCAUAGUCUCUCGUAUCUAGGUAAAUAUAGUACCAC